Danio rerio (zebrafish) is the source of this 2628-nucleotide messenger RNA. It is a transcript of the gene galca, whose product is annotated as galactosylceramidase a. Gene Ontology annotation, biological process: galactosylceramide catabolic process. Gene Ontology annotation, cellular component: lysosome. Gene Ontology annotation, molecular function: galactosylceramidase activity. The record is from RefSeq and is marked provisional. Lineage: Eukaryota; Metazoa; Chordata; Actinopteri; Cypriniformes; Danionidae.
AUAGCUGCUGGUAAUCAUAAACAUCCUCAUGACAGACUUCAGCCGCAGUUCAUUGAAACUCCAGUCGAAUCAUGCAAACGCACAAUUUUCUGUGCAUAAUCUCCGUCAUUCUCGGAUGUUCGGCUCAGUUUUAUGUUAUAGAUGAUCGGAUUGGUUUAGGGCGGGAGUUUGAUGGAAUAGGGGGCUUAAGUGGUGGAGGAGCCACUUCUCGACUUCUUGUCAAUUAUGAAGAACCCUAUCGGAGUCAGAUAUUGGAUUACUUAUUCAAGCCCAACUUUGGAGCUUCACUUCACAUCCUCAAGGUAGAAAUAGGAGGCGAUGCUCAAACCACAGAUGGCACAGAACCCUCUCACAUGCACAGUAAGGAUGAGGGGAAUUUUUUCCGUGGAUACGAGUGGUGGCUUAUGAAGGAAGCCAAGAAAAGAAAUCCAAACAUUAAGCUGAUCGGUCUUCCCUGGGCAUUUCCCGGAUGGGUUGGAUACGGAACCCAAUGGCCUUACUUUUUUCCAAAUGUUACAGCCAACUAUGUUAUCACAUGGGUCAUGGGAGCAAAGCAGCAUCAUAACCUUGACAUUGAUUAUAUCGGGAUUUGGAAUGAGAAAGCAUUUGAUCCGACAUACAUUAAGGUGCUGAGAGAUGCUUUGGACAGAGCUGGCUUCACGAAUAUCGGCAUCAUUGCUGCAGAUGGAGACUGGUCUAUUGCGUCUGCCAUGCUGGAUGAUCCAUAUCUGAAUGAUGCUGUCGAGGUCAUAGGUGUCCACUACCCAGGAACCAACACAGUAAAGGAAGCUCUGUUGACGGAGAGAAAGCUCUGGUCAUCUGAAGACUACAGCACCUACAAUGACGACAUCGGUGCCGGAUGUUGGGCUCGCAUUCUCAACCAGAACUACGUGAAUGGCAAAAUGACCUCGACUAUAUCCUGGAAUGUAAUAGCAAGUUAUUAUGAGAAUCUGUCAUUUGGUAGAGAUGGUCUGAUGACGGCAGAGGAGCCCUGGAGUGGACAUUAUAUAGUGGAAUCUCCAAUAUGGAUGACUGCACACACUACUCAAUUCACACAGCCAGGCUGGUUUUAUCUGCAGACUGUGGGCAAACUCAACCACGGAGGAAGUUAUGUGGCUUUGACAGACCGCAAAGGGAACUUAACAAUUAUUAUAGAAACCAUGACACACGAGCACUCUCAGUGCAUUCGUCCUCCUUUGCCGCACUUUGACGUCUCUCCUCAGAUCGCCACAUUUGAGCUCAAAGGCUCCUUUGCACAUCUCGCUGACCUUCAAGUGUGGUACUCAAAACUGGAUUUUAAGUCUGGAAAUGGUACACUGUUUAAGCAACUGAGGCCUAUUAGGGCCCACAAUGGCUUGUUAAGCUUGAAACUAGAUGUCGAUGAGGUCUUUACUAUCACAACGGUCACCACUGCACAAAGAGGCUUCUACCCAGAGCCCCCCAAAUCAUGUCCGUUUCCUAAGAAUUACACCGAUGACUUCACAAUAGAUAACCCUCCGUUCUCUGAGGCCCCGUACUUUGCUGAUCAAACCGGUGUGUUUGAGUACUUCAGAAACACUACAGAUAACAGCUCCCAUGCCUUUACUCUUCGCCAAGUGGUCACUGAGCGGCCGGUGGCCUGGGCUAAAGAUGCCGACCAAACCAUCAGCAUCAUAGGAGACUACAGCUGGUCAGACGUAAAUGUGUCAUGUGAUGUCUUUAUUGAAACCCCCAAGACUGGAGGAGUGUUCCUGGCGGCCAGGGUCGAUCAAGGCGGAGAAUCAGUCCGACAAGCAAAGGGGGUCUUUUACUGGAUUUAUGCAAAUGGGACCUAUAGAGUGACAAAUGACAUAGGUGGGAAAAGAGUUCUUGCUGAAGGGCUGUCAGGAACAAAGGCAGGAGUAUGGUACACCUUAACUCUUAGCGUCAAGGGAUAUUUUGCCACAGGGUCACUGAACGGCUUUCCGUUGUGGAAAAAUGCUGCUGUUCUGGAGCCCAAGAGUGGUUGGGCUGCACUAGGAACUUUAUCUUUUGAAUACGCACAGUUUGAUAAUUUUAAUGUGAUUGCAGGGUGAUUCGUACUUCGAUACCUCAUGUUUAUGUUUACUUUGCCAUCACACUUUUUUCUGAAAGUGUCAGGUUGACACAGGUAUCUGUUAAUUUUACUGCAAAACUACUGUACACUCUCAGAAAUAAAGGUAAGUGGGCUGUCACUGGGGUGGUCCCUUUUUAAAAGGUACAAAUUUGUAUCUAAAUGGUUCAUAUUAAUACCUCAAAGGUACAUAUUAGUAGCUAAAUAGUACAAAAUUGUUGCUCUUAAAAUUUGUUGGUACUAAUAUAUACUUUUGAGGUACCAAUAUGGACCCUUUAAGUACAACUGUGUACCUUUUGAAAAGGUACCACCCCAGUGACAGCUCAUACCUUUAUUUCUGAGAGUGUACAAUGAACGCGUUUCAUUUCGUUUCUUGGUGAUUUGACUCUUUUUAACGGAGUAGUUGAUGUUUUGGGGUUUAUAAAUGAGGAACGGGAGAUGUUGAUCUUCAAAAAGGGAUAUUUUGUGCCAAUUAACUGGGGUGAUUGUCAAAGAAGGCGAUUAUUAACUUGAAUGAUUUAAAAUCUUUAUUCUUAAUAAACAGAUUAAAUAAACGA